AGAACAGUUAAAAAUGAACUGAGUGUAUUGCGCUUCAAAUAAAUUGGGUCGAAGGUCUGUGCUAGGGUUCAAGGGUAAACCCAACAGAGCGUUAAAAACAGAAUGAGAUAUUCUUCUGAGUAAGAAUGAGAGCACUGCUGGGUGUUGGACUCCAGGUCCUUAUUGUUGGAUCUUGGGCACAGAGCUGGGGGUCAGCUGGGUACUGGAACCAGGAGUACACAGCACAGGAUCCAGGGCAGAGAAGAGAAGAAACAAGUAGAAGUAAUAAUUGGAGGAAUAAACACUCCAGGGAGAUACAACAAUAUCAUACAUUUCAGGAGGGGCGAGGGUUGUCUAGUGAAGAUGACAAUGAUGAAUGGGUUGAAGGUGGUGAACGAUAUGAAGACAUUGAUCUGAUGAUUAAUAAUAUUAAUUUCAAACAUCACAGCUACCACACGGAUCAAUCAAUAGAACCAGCACAGGAGUUUAAACAGGAUGAUCUUCUACCCGAGUAUAGAGUGAGACAAAGUAGAGAAGGUAUAGUCCUAGAACUAGGCAGGAGUGGAGAAACUCAAGUUGUACCCAACCAAUGCUGGUAUGAAGGAAGCAGAUAUGAAUGUGGACUCAGCCUCUCUUGUGUGUUUUCAGGAGCUAAAGCUCUGGAUCUCUGCAAUGGUGGUAUGAUCUGGUCUUGUUGUGUACCUAGAGACAAAAUAUUAGAACAGGCUGAAAUCAACGAGAAACACGGGAUAAAGAAUGCAACAUAUGGAGGAGCUCCAGCAGUUUCCUUUGAUGAUGUGUUUAACUUUGAGCCUGAAGGAUUCUACGCUCCAACCAGACCACCCAGGCCAUACAAGCCGAACAGGCAGGAGUUCUAUAGACCACCCCAUCCUGCUCAUCUAGGACUAUCUCGACCUUUCUCCUCCCGUCCUUCCAACCCCGGCUCUCCAUCCCACUAUCCACUCCGUCCUACCCGUUCUCCGUUCUCUCCAGAGGUAACUUCUCCGCCCUUCACCUCCCUUCUGGAUACACAGGAGCAUCAGGACUUCUUCCCUGGAUAUAGACCUGACACGCUGCAGUACGAGAGACCUGAACGACCGGUUUAUGACGAGGCGAGCUACGCCGGGCACCCGGCCAAUAAUGAAGUUGAGCAGGCCAAUUCGUAUAAUAACCCGAAAUGUGGUGAGGUGUAUGCUGGUAGUUUCAGGAUAGUAGGAGGAGAUGAUACACAGUUCGGAGGACAUCCUUGGAUGGCUGCAAUUAUAAAAGAGUCUCUGCUCUCUAAACGAAUAAGCUGUGGUGGAGCCUUGAUAAGCGAACGAUGGGUCAUCACGGCAGCCCACUGUGUAUAUAGUACACAAACAUCAAGAAUGAAAGUGAGACUUGGUGAAUGGAAUGUUAGAUCACAGAGUGAAAGGUUGCCUCAUGAAGAUUUUGAAAUAGAAGAGAAGUUUGUUCAUCCAGAAUACAGUCCAGCAGACUUUAGGAAUGAUAUAGCACUGGUGAGGCUGACCCAAGAUGUCGUCUUCAAAGAGCACAUAAUCCCAGUUUGCCUACCAGGAUUCAGACAGCAGUUUGUUGGUGAGUUUGCUUCUGUGAUUGGUUGGGGUAGAACGGAACAUGGUGUCUCUCAAACUCCUUCACUCCUUCAGGAAGUAAAGGUACAGGUCAUUUCAGCAGAGAAAUGUCAGUCGUGGUUUAGCUCUGCUAGCAGAAAAGAGAAGAUAUAUCCUGAAAACUUCUUAUGUGCUGGAUAUGAAGGGGGAGGAAAGGACAGUUGUCAGGGUGACAGUGGUAGUCCUCUAGUGCUUCCAAUCAAUGGUAGAUAUCAGGUCAUUGGGCUGGUCAGCUGGGGAAUAGGCUGUGCCAGAGCUCACUUACCUGGAGUAUACACAAAUAUUGCCAUGUAUAUAGACUGGGUGGCGGAGACCUUGUAUUAAUUAAAGAAACUUGACCUCAGAACACUUUUUACAAACCUUUUACAAGUAAACAAUGUAAUAAAAAUAAGAACGACAUUAAAAGCGAAUUGUUAAAAAUUAACAGAUUUUAUGGAAUGACGUUAGAAAGUUUGUGGAAAAUAAUUUUGUAAAGUUUGUAAAUAAUUUUUAAUAUUUCCGUCAAAAAAUUUGCAUCCAGUCGAAAUGUUUUAUAAAAAUUAAAAGCUUAAUUGCCAAAAUAGUUUAAAGAAAAUGUCUUUCAUCAAUAUAUAAUAUUAUUAGAUGGUAAAUUUUGGCAAAUAUUUAGCAUAACAUUUUCAUUAUUCAUGACAAAAUUUAAAAUAUGUCCGGCUUUCAAUCUAAAAUAUAUUCUGUUAUUCAUUUGUUAUAUGAUAUGUAUUCUGUUAUCUUUUAUUGUUAUUUUAUCAAAUAGUUAAAACCAAUAAAGUAUUACUAAAUACCCGAAA
Eurytemora carolleeae is the source of this 2383-nucleotide messenger RNA. Its product is annotated as serine proteinase stubble. The record is from RefSeq and is a predicted model, not a curated record. Lineage: Eukaryota; Metazoa; Arthropoda; Copepoda; Calanoida; Temoridae. Gene Ontology annotation, biological process: proteolysis. Bases 126 to 1919 code for a protein of 597 amino acids. The transcript has 21 exons. Gene Ontology annotation, molecular function: serine-type endopeptidase activity.